AUGACUGCCGAACUUAAAGAUCUCAUCAGUCGUCGGGGUGUUAUGAAAAGGCAAAUCAUUUCUUUUCAAAAAUUCUUUGACAGCGGCAUCAUCACAGAUGCAUCAACAAAUAUGGAACUAAGCAUGCGAACCACGAGACUUGAAGCUUCUUACGAGGACUUCCUUGCUGGUCCAACCCAGAUAGAGUUAUUGGAUUCCCGUGAAGAGCAGCUGGCAGAACGCUCAGCUGUAGAAACAGCCUACUACGCAGCAAUAUCACCGGCUAUGGUUCUUCUUGAGGCAGCUCAAACAAAUCUAAGGAGAGCAAGCCAAACCUCGAGCAUCCAAAGAGCAGCUGAGUAUAUAAGACUGCCCAACACUGAAUCAGCCGUCAGACUACCGCCAAUCUCAUUGCCGGAAUUUGAUGGUGACUACAAAAAGUGGCACAAGGACCUCUCGGACAUUCAGAAAUUGCACUAUCUCAAAUCCUCGUUGCGAAAUGAAGCGGCACAAGUCAUCGAAUCGUUGGAGACAACAGCUGCGAACUAUUUACCCAACUGGAAGCAGCUCCGUGAGCGAUAUGACAACUAUCGUAAAAUGGUCGGAGGGCACCAUCCACGCACUAUGCAGCAUGCCAUCAAUAACGAAGGUUUUAUCAGCCAUUUUGAGAAGUCACCAGAACGGUAUAAAUAG
Messenger RNA from Macrosiphum euphorbiae (potato aphid), 672 nucleotides. Lineage: Eukaryota; Metazoa; Arthropoda; Insecta; Hemiptera; Aphididae. The record is from the annotation of a GenBank genome assembly.